AUGCAGACUGAAUUGAUGGGCUUCGACUUCGUUUUCUCUGGGAUGCCUUAUGGUCCUUCUUUCAAAGAACAUAGAAGCCUUUUCCAGAAACAUUUCCAACCGAGGGCAAUCAGCAAAUACCACCCAGGCAUUAUCAAGCAUACUCAUACGCUAAUCCGCAAUCUGUACAACACCCCGAGUAACCUUGAGCAUCAUCUUCGCAGAACCUCCGCGGCCGUUAUCAUGGAGAUCUGCUAUGGUCAUCAUGUCGCAGAGAAGGGAGACGAAUAUGUUGCUCUAGCGGAUGAAGCGCUAGCAGCAGUUAACCAGAGCAGCAUCUUCGGGUCCUACAUGGUCGACUAUUUACCAUGGCUCAAGUACGUGCCGUCGUGGAUGCCUGGAGCAGGGUUCAAAAAGCAGGCGAAGGAGUGGCGAGGCCUCGCCGAGAAGAUGUUGAAUAGCCCUUUUGACAUGGUCAACCGCAAGAUAAGAGAAGGGGCUGCAGAACCUUGCAUGAUGACUCUGGAACUCGAGGAUUGGUUCGCGAAGGGCUCUCCCAAUGACAACCGUGAAACACUAGUGAAGAAUGUGGCUGCUGGAGCUUACGCAGCCGCGGUCGAUACAACGAUGUCCACUCUCUCGUCGUUUUUCCUCGCCAUGGUCCUUCACCCGGAGAUACAAGCGUUGGCCAGGGCAGAACUCGACCGCGUCGUUCCCGCAGAUCGUCUACCACUGUUCUCCGAUAGAUCAGAACUUCCAAUCAUCGACUAUCUCGCCUUGGAGACGAUGCGAUGGAAUCCAUCCGUAAACAUCGCGCUUGCCCAUUCAGUAACCGAAGACGACGAAUAUCGCGGUUAUAGGAUACCGAAAGGGACAACCAUCCUUGCAAACAUCUGGACCAUCCUUCACGACCCACAGCGGUAUCCAGAUCCCAAGAAGUUCAGCCCGCAGCGCUUCGCUGACACCAAGGGCAACUCGGAAAAGCAAAUCAAUCCCAUUCCAGAUCAAGCUUUUGGUUUCGGGCGAAGAAUAUGCCCUGGUCGAUUCCUCGCCUUCGACACGAUAUGGAUUGCGAUGGCAACAAUUCUUUCUGUCUACCAGAUCGCCAAAGCUUGCGACGAGAAAGGAAAUCCCAUCGAACCCGAUGUAGCCUACACCCCCGGAUUGAUCAGCCGUCCGAAACAGUUUCCGUUCAGGUUGAUUCCGCGGGCGCACAAGCUAAGCGCAUUGUCUGAUUGA
This is a messenger RNA of Pleurotus ostreatus (oyster mushroom), 1218 nucleotides long. RefSeq lists its product as uncharacterized. Gene Ontology annotation, molecular function: monooxygenase activity; heme binding; oxidoreductase activity, acting on paired donors, with incorporation or reduction of molecular oxygen. Lineage: Eukaryota; Fungi; Basidiomycota; Agaricomycetes; Agaricales; Pleurotaceae. The record is from RefSeq and is a predicted model, not a curated record. The coding region runs from base 1 to 1218 and encodes 405 amino acids. The transcript is spliced from 10 exons.